AUGCGACAGAUCGACCAUCCAAACAUCGUCAAGCUCGUGAACUUCUCCGAAUCGCCCCAAUAUUAUUAUAUUGUGCUGGAAUUGUGCCCGGGAGGCGAAUUGUUCCACCAGAUUGUCCGGUUAACGUACUUCAGCGAGGACCUUAGUCGACAUGUCAUCGUUCAGGUUGCUGAAGCGAUUGAGUAUCUUCACGAGACGUCCGGAGUGGUGCAUCGGGACAUCAAACCCGAGAAUCUUCUCUUCUACCCGAUCCCCUUCGUUCCGAGCAAGCACCCCAAACCUCGUCAGCCCGGCGACGAAGACAAGGUGGACGAGGGUGAGUUCAUUCACGGUCAGGGCGCUGGCGGGAUUGGAAAGAUCAAGAUCGCCGAUUUUGGUCUCUCCAAGGUCAUCUGGGAUAGUCAAACGAUGACCCCUUGCGGUACUGUCGGUUACACCGCCCCCGAAAUCGUCAAGGACGAGAGAUACUCUAAGAGUGUCGACAUGUGGGCCCUCGGUUGCGUGCUCUACACCCUCCUCUGCGGUUUCCCUCCUUUCUACGACGAGAGCAUUCAGGUUUUGACCGAAAAGGUGGCCCGGGGUCAGUACACCUUCCUGUCGCCUUGGUGGGAUGACAUCUCCAAAUCGGCGCAGGAUCUGGUCUCGCACCUCCUGACGGUGGAUCCCGUCAAGCGGUUUACCAUCAAAGAGUUCCUUGCUCACCCAUGGAUCCGUGGAAGCAACGAGGAAACGAGCGCUGCCGAGGAUGCGCCCCCACUAGCGACUCCCCUCAGCACCCGCCAGCCACAGCAAGGACCUUUGGACGCCGUCGGGGCGGAUCAGGCCCCUUAUGCGCCCGCAAGCGCGCGCCUUGGAGACCUUCCCUCUGCCGGGCUGGAGCGUCCCAUGGAUUUCCGAUCUCCAGGUGCGAUCAACCUCCGCGAGGUUUUCGACGUUGGUUAUGCCGUCCACCGCCAGGAAGAGGAAGCGAAGCGACGCAAGAACUUCAAGCACGUCUACCGUGGUGCCAACUCGACGGCCGGAUUCCAAUCCGCACUGAACCCGCUUAAUGAAGACUAUGGCGACGACGACGACGACGCCGACAUCGCCUAUCAAAGCAUUCCGGAGGACGAGUAUCCUCCUUCCAAGGUCCACAAGAGCACCAAUCAGGCAAAGGAUGUUGCGAUGAUGGAAGCCAAGUUGCGAUCGACCAACCUCGGUGCCGCUCCUCCCAGUCACGCCGCGCAAGCUCGGCAAGCGCACCAGCCUCGACAACAACAGCAACAGGGUUAUGGACAACAUAGUCCUGCGGUUGCCGCCGCUGCAAAGCAGAAGGCUGCUCGGUCAGCGCGGCAACCAUUCGAGCUUAACUUGGGCAAUGCUUCGUUGCUAGAAAAGAGAACUAGACGGCAUCAACCGGUUAGCUGA
Molecule: messenger RNA, 1407 nt
Organism: Aspergillus melleus
Lineage: Eukaryota; Fungi; Ascomycota; Eurotiomycetes; Eurotiales; Aspergillaceae
Product: MAPK-activated protein kinase Srk1
Exons: 2
Coding region: 1-1407 (468 amino acids)
Biological process (GO): protein phosphorylation
Molecular function (GO): ATP binding; protein kinase activity
Source: RefSeq, a predicted model, not a curated record